Messenger RNA from Lathyrus oleraceus (garden pea), 1443 nucleotides. Its product is annotated as exosome complex component RRP4 homolog. Gene Ontology annotation, molecular function: RNA binding. Gene Ontology annotation, cellular component: cytoplasmic exosome (RNase complex); nuclear exosome (RNase complex). The record is from RefSeq and is a predicted model, not a curated record. NCBI's taxonomy places the organism in Eukaryota, Viridiplantae, Streptophyta, Magnoliopsida, Fabales, Fabaceae. The transcript has 7 exons. Bases 268 to 1200 code for a protein of 310 amino acids. Gene Ontology annotation, biological process: nuclear-transcribed mRNA catabolic process, deadenylation-dependent decay; nuclear polyadenylation-dependent rRNA catabolic process; exonucleolytic trimming to generate mature 3'-end of 5.8S rRNA from tricistronic rRNA transcript (SSU-rRNA, 5.8S rRNA, LSU-rRNA).
UCUAAUAUAUACCUAUAAAAGUCUGCAUACUUGUUAAAAGAAAAUAAACCUUGUUCUCUUCUUCUCUGGCUCAACGGGAAACUAGCACUGUUUUCUCAACAACAAAGUAACCUUGACGCCAUCAUCGUUCAUCUCUACCAACUCGUCUCGCUCGCUCACUGGGUAUUUUUUUUUGUUGCUAGGUGCUUCUUUGCUUCUACUAGCAGCUGAGUAUAGCCAUCUUAUUCCAAUUGUUCACUCUCUUCAGCCCCGAUUGAGAUAGAAGACAUGGGAGUGGUUCAAUUGCAGUUCAGUAAAACUCAGAAGGUCCGUCUACACAAGGCGAAAGAAUCUUUAUCAUCCAAAAUGAAUUCCGAUUCUUUGGUUACCGUAGCUGAUUCUAUCCAUGUCAACCAUGAGGACGGUGUACUUAAGGGUCAUGGAACUGCUGACCUAGACGGUCAAGUUGUUGCCACUCUCUGUGGUACUGUGGAGCGUGUUAACAAGCUCAUUUAUGUGCGCGGUUUGGGCUCAAGGUACAAACCUGAAGUUGGUGACAUUGUUAUAGGGCGAGUUAUUGAGGUUGAUCAAAAGUUUUGGAGAUUAGAUAUUAAUUGCAAUAGAAAUGCUUAUUUGAUGCUUUCUGCUAUGAAUAUGCCCGACGGUGUACAGAGGCGAAGGACAGCUCUAGACGAGCUAAAUAUGCGCGGUAUUUUUGAGGAGGCUGAUCUCAUUUGUGCUGAAGUUCGUGGUUUAUCGCAUGAUGACAUACACCUUCAUGCAAGAAGUAAAAAAUAUGGAAAGCUUAGUACUGGUCAGAUGGUUAUGGUCUCACCGUAUUUAGUGAAGAGACAGAAACAACAUUUCCAUCAUCUGGAAGAACAUGGUAUUGAUCUAAUAAUUGGCUGCAACGGUCUGAUAUGGGUCGGGGAACACGUUAAGGUCAAAGAUGAAAUGGAAUAUCAAGUUAACCUAACUGAGCCAGCCCAUAAAAAAGAAGAGAAAAACGAUACGAGGAGAGAGUACAUAUGUAGGGCUGCUAAUGCUAUCCGAUUAUUGUCCACGUUAGGAUUCAGCAUAACCUUGGAAGUCAUUAAGGGAGUUGUUGAUUUGAGCCAGUCGUUAAAUCUUGAAAUACACGACAUGCUUGGUUCCGAGUUCUGUGUUCUAGUUGCUGAAAAGGAGGCAGAGAGAAGAAGCUCAAAUAAAAGGAAGCAGUAGAUUAUGAAAGCCCAGAUAAGAAGUUGUAGAUUAUCAAAGGUAGUUUACUCAUUUAAGUUGUAGUCUUGGGUCAUUUUAUGCCUUGUAAUUCUUUCAUUUCAUGGCAAUGUUGACAAGCUAGUGGGGAAUACACGCAAGAGGGAAAUGAACUCAGUGUUCAAAUUUAAAGCAAAUCCAAAUUAAAACAAGCUAAUUAAAUAGUAUUAAAUUUUUUAUAAAAUUGAAUAUUAUUGGGUGUUUUUA